Messenger RNA from Amborella trichopoda, 2279 nucleotides. RefSeq lists its product as uncharacterized. The record is from RefSeq and is a predicted model, not a curated record. Gene Ontology annotation, cellular component: membrane. NCBI's taxonomy places the organism in Eukaryota, Viridiplantae, Streptophyta, Magnoliopsida, Amborellales, Amborellaceae.
AAAUGAAAAUUUCUUAUCUAUUUUUGGUCUGACAGGAGGUGCAAGAGAAUGAACUGGCAUAGAGCUUCCACUCAUGGAAAUAAAAGCCUUCCAUGAAAAUAAAAAUAAAAAAGCACCCAUGGCCUUCCUCCCCUUUUUAUUACCAGAGAAAGAAGAAGCAGAGAGAUCUCUCAACAUUUCAAUAACCACAUUACCUGUAAUUAUAAAUACCUUCAUAACUCUUCUUUGGAUCUCAUUCUGUAAAUUUGCAUGAAGACUUGAGGCCUCGCAAGAUUCUCCUCAUAACCAGUGGCGACUUGGCAUGAGACUUUCAUGGGAGAAUGUCCAUGCACCUGGUUGAUGGUGGGGAAGAACAAUAGCUUUGGAGGAUUCUCCCUGUAAAUAAUAAGCAUUAUCAGUAAAAAAGAAAGAAGCAAAGCAUCCAUCUUGGCUAGAACUGAAGGCUUACCGCUCUGAUAUUGGACAUGGAAAUGUGAAUCGUGUGUGGUACUGUCAGUGACUAAUUCGGUCAGGAUUUUCUCUAUGUUUGUUGGUUUUAACAUGAAAGGAUGCGUAAGGAGCAAACUUUGAGAAGAUAGUAACAGUCAAAAGCUUUCCUAAGCAAUUGGAUGGACAAAUGAUCAUGCUAACAGUACAGUAAGCAUUUAGAUUUCAAAGGAGAAGCAGGGAACUACUGCAACUUGGGGCAGUUAACUUCAUCUCCAUCAGAGAAAAAUAUAUGGUAUUUUUACUUUAGGAGCUAAAUUCCAAAUGAGGUUCAUGUGCUGUGGCUUUUAUUUCAGGUCCUUGUCAUGUUAUGCCCCAUACGCAGAUUUCAAUCUGAGACUAUUCUCAACAUCUGCCUUCUGAUUGGCUUAAAUUGAUAGUAGAGCUCUUUAAUGGAGUUUAUCUCGAGUUUGAACAAUCUAAAUAUUUUUAUCUUGGUCGCUCUUGUUCUUUUGUUUUCUGAAUCUGAUGCCCAAGAGCCUGGGGCCUAUAAUGAAACUAGUCAAUCAUUGGAUUCUCUUCUUCAGGAUUAUGCAUACAAAGCUUUCAUUAGACCUCGUACUGGUGUAGUCUAUACGGCAUCUGUUCCCCAAAAUAUAUCGGGUGUGAAAUUGGAAGCAGUUAGGCUUAGGCAUGGGAGCUUUUGGAGAAAAGGUAUCAAUUAUAACGAGUUUCAGAUCCCAGCUGGAGUUAGAGUUUUGCCUUAUGUGCAAAGAUUUGCUUUAAUUUACCAAAAUCUGGGCAAUUGGUCUGCUAUUUAUUACAGUGUGCCUGGCCAUACUCUCAUUUCUCCUGUUUUGGGUCUUCUUGCUUAUGAUGCAUCGAAUCUCACUGCCAUCAAUCUGCCAGUUCUCCAACUAAAUGCCAGUAAAGAACCCAUUUCUAUAGAAUUUGGGGGAUUAAAAGUACCUAACGGAAUGGUUCCCAAGUGUGUUUGGUUUGAUUUAAAUGGUUCUGUAAAGCUCACUGAUUUGUUACCACGUAAUAUGUGCUCAACUUCCCAGCAAGGGCACUUUUCUGUUGUUGUUGAGUCUAAUGCUCAAGCUCCAUCUCCUACUCCUGCAAAGGCUCCCCCAACUCCAAUUGAGCCUCCAAGGGCUAGUACUCAUAAGAAGGGCACUUCAAACGUUUGGAAAAUCACUGUUGCUUCAGUUAUUGGUGGGCUUGUGAUAAUUAGUCUCUUCUGUUUUCUUGUUAUUGGGUUGUUAAGAUAUCAAAAGAAAUCAAAGUUUGCAGCGAUGGAAAGGUAUGCUGAUCAAGGUGAAGCCUUGCACAUGGCCACUGUGGGAAAUACUAAGGCACCAGCUGCCCCUGGGACCCGAACACAACCAGUUUUGGAGCAUGAAUAUGUGGCCUGAUGGCAAUGAUAUUCAUGCCGAUGCAUGUGUCCUGCUCAAGGAGAUUGGUACUUUUCAAUGUGCCUCUCGCUGUUUGAGCUCCUAAUUUAUUCCUUUCAGGGGAUUGUAUGGUUUAUCAUUGAUUCAACCCUGGAAAAAAUUGUUGAGGUUUUAUUUUCUUGGUGAAAUUUAGAUGGUUUCAUCAAAGAGGGAAAAAAAGAAGAUGGCAGUUUGGUUGUAAUUGACCGAACGUAUUUGACUUCUUGUGAUUGGGUUAUUUUAGAGAAAUUGUUUGAUUCAGCAGAAGGCCUCAGGUGAUCUGUCAUUUUUCCUUUGAUGCCUACUUUUCCAAUUUUGAAAGAAGAGAACGAACCAUAUUCCGAUUUGUGUAUUUCCUUGCUUAUCUGUUUCUAGAAUUCAUUCUCGACUGCUCUAUGCAAUUUAUCAUUUCCAUCA